Messenger RNA from Penaeus vannamei (Pacific white shrimp), 793 nucleotides. The record is from RefSeq and is a predicted model, not a curated record. Lineage: Eukaryota; Metazoa; Arthropoda; Malacostraca; Decapoda; Penaeidae.
AUGGACUGUGCAAGAGCUGACUCUGAGUGUGGAAGAUGGGGCUGGCGUAUCCAGGAGAAGGAUAUUCUCCAGUGCGUCACCUGCCGUGAGGUUGUUUGUGCAAUUCUACCUGAUGUACGGGAUUUCAAAGCUUAUGAAAAGUACCUUAGUCUGUUGAAGAGCAGGAUAUUGGAAGCCCACAAAGAUGCCUGUGGUUGGAAACAUAAUCCAAGUCCUGAGGACUCUACAUACCUUGAUGUUGAAGCUUUAUCAAAAAGUCUUGGAGCAGAUAAAGACCUUAUUGUGGGAUUGUUCCAAAAUGAUAGCACUGAUUAUGAAGUCCAGGCUUCCUCUGUGCUAUUGGUAUUGAGUGGAUGGAUUCGUGGUGAAGGAGCAUAUUUAAGGUGCAAAGUCUGCAGAAGAUCAGUGGGACUCUGGAGUUUCAUAACCAGAGCUGAUGAAUUAGAAAGCACUCGUGCCAUCUCUCCAGCUCCUACACCAUCAGGGAAGAGAAAAAGACAUGAAGAGCAGGUUGAGGAGACUGCAGAAGAUGAAGAGAUGGAUCAGGAUAAGGUUGAGGGAUCCAGUCCUGCAGGUAGUAGGAUAUGUCCACCGCGGAAAUGCAAACUCCUGAAGACCGAUAACAAAGGCAGUGACAGUCGGGAGAAAAUCACUGAAGAAAACAAAACAACAGGUGAAGAAGGUGAAAGAAAAGGGGAAGAAAUGUGCAAAAGGAGCAGGAAAAAGAGAUGGGAGAAGAUGGUGAGAAGGAGAAGGAUAAUGGGCAAAAAGAAAAGACAUAGCUAAGGAAGCA